This is a messenger RNA of Pyrus x bretschneideri (Chinese white pear), 772 nucleotides long. RefSeq lists its product as uncharacterized. The coding region runs from base 131 to 634 and encodes 167 amino acids. The transcript is spliced from 2 exons. The record is from RefSeq and is a predicted model, not a curated record. Lineage: Eukaryota; Viridiplantae; Streptophyta; Magnoliopsida; Rosales; Rosaceae.
AAUCUUUUACACAACGCCCAAUAACUUGAGAACCAAAAUUAAGUUGGAUUCCGGACUUCUUCCCCUUCAAACUCUACAAUAAUAGUAGUUGGGAGUCUUGAGACCGUUGAUCUUUGCCGGGGAGAGACAGAUGGCAUUGUCUAGUUGCAGCAAUCUGGUGGGCGGUCCGCUUACUUUGGCGGCGGUCGGAGAAACCCAGUUGCCCACGAAGCGCUCGAUGUCGGUGACAACCACCACCACCACAAAGCACAGAGCUCUUCCUCUUCAGGUGAGAAGUGAGGGAAAACAAAAAGCAGGCUCUCCAAAAACCUUCGGAGUUUCACGAAGAGAUGUGAUGUUAUCUUUGCCAGUUGGGACAUUGGCAUCACUCACUCUUCUUCCAACAGAACCUGCCGAAGCACGCAUUGUCAAUCCCGAGAUCAGGAAGAAGAUUUUUGAAAAGUUAGAGAAGAUAAGGGAACACUUUGGUUUGUCAAAGCCAAAAACCAAUGACGGGAAAGAGGAAUACCCAUCACCACCACCACCACCAUCAUUGGAGGAGAAAAAUCCUCAAACAUUGCCACCAGCACUGCCCCUGGAUCCUCAAGGGAACCUACUUGUACCUCUACCUCCUGUCGAAGUAAUUCUCCCUUGAGAUUGUAAUUGUUGUUUUCAGAUAAAUAAUCGCCCAACUUUUGGGGUCAACGAAACAGUCGAGUGUUAACACUACCGAAGGCCUAUGGGUGCAUGGUUAUUUUUCCUCUUUAGUUAACGAUUUGGACAAUUUUUCAGC